This is a messenger RNA of Emiliania huxleyi CCMP1516, 1203 nucleotides long. RefSeq lists its product as hypothetical. Gene Ontology annotation, molecular function: protein binding. The transcript has 9 exons. Lineage: Eukaryota; Haptophyta; Isochrysidales; Noelaerhabdaceae. The record is from RefSeq and is a predicted model, not a curated record. Bases 1 to 1203 code for a protein of 400 amino acids.
AUGCCCGACGACGGCCUCAACCCCUCCAUUGGGGGCCGCUUCUACCGCGCGGGCGAUGCCAUCGAGGAGGGCGAGGAGCUUCGCGUGGAUGCGUCAGCGUACGACAUGCUGCACCGCGCUCGCCUCGAGUGGCCUUGCCUCUCCUUCGCGGUGGUGCCGGACGCGCUGGGCGAGGACCGCGCCGCGUUCCCGCACACGGCCUACUUUGUCGCCGGGACGCAGGCCGAGGCCCGCGGCCAGAAUCGGCUCCUCUGCCUCAAGAUGAGCGCGAUGCACCGGACAAAGCACGACGACGAGUCUGACCCCGAGUCGGACGACGAGGAGGGCGCGGACGAGGACGCUCUCCUCGAGUGCCAGACGAUCGCCCACCCAGGCUGCGCGCCCCACGUGUGCGCCACGUGGUGCGAAGACACCUCCGUCCGGCUGUGGGACCUCUCCCACCAGCUGGGGAACCUGCACGCGCCGGGCAAGGGCGGCGGCGGCGCUUCUGCGCGCGGGGAGCCGCUAAAGACGUUCGGCGGGCACGGCGACGAGGGGUACGCGCUAGACUGGUCGCCGGUCGCGUCUGGGGCGCUCGCGUCGGCAGACUGCGCGGGCAAGAUCCAUGCGUGGCGCGGCUCGGCCGGCGGCGGGUGGGCGGUGGACGCGGCGCCGUACGAGGGUCACGUGGGGUCGGUCGAGGACGUGCAGUGGUCGCCCGUCGAGGCGGGCGUCUUCAUGUCGUGCGGCGUAGACUCGAGCGUCCGCGUGUGGGACCGACGCGCUCGCGACACGUCCGCAGGCGCGUCGGCGAUCACAGUUGACGAGCAGCACGGCGCUGACGUCAACGUCAUCUCGUGGAGCAAGCAGGUCAACUACCUGGUUGUGUCUGGCGCCGACGACGGCUCCUUCCGGGUCUGGGACUUGCGUUCGAUUCGCUCGGGGGAGCCGGUUGCGCUCUUCACGUGGCACCGCGGCCCAAUCACCUCCGUCGAGUGGUCGCCACACGAGUCGUCGACUAUCGCCGUCACGCUCUGGGAUCUGGCGCUCGAGGACGACCCCGAGGCCGACUCGGCGGCGCGCGGGCGUGACGACUUGCGUGACCUGCCGCCGCAGCUGUACUUUGUCCACUGGCAUCCGCAGAUCCCGGGCGCCCUUGCCUGCACGGCUGCCGACUCCUUCCAUGUCUUCAAACCGGCCAACUUUGGCGACGGCCAAAAGUAG